UUCCGCGUAUAUAGUUGCUUCCGUUGGUACUGACGACAAUAGCGCAGCGUAAUUAUACGCGUGCGUCUGGCUGUCAGCUGUAUGUUUUGUCGUGGUAAUAGUUUGUUUAUAUCUUGAAUUCUUUGGUGUUGUACGUAAGCGAAAUAAGUUCUGGUGGGUUAUGUGUUACGUAAAAGGUAAACCUUGCGUUGAGUCUUUUUGGUGAUCCUCGAGUUGAAGAAAGUGCGUAACAGUGAAUUGAAAAUACCGUAAGAAGAAUGUCUUGGUUGGAGCCGCCGUCGCAGCAGUGGUUACCGGAAGAGGCGGAGCCGCCGCUGCUGGAGGAACUGGGCGUCGACACGGCGCUCAUCGCGCACAAGGCCCUGGCCGUGCUGCACCCCGGGGCCGGGCUGGCAGAGGCAGCUCUCACCGCGGAGCUCGCCGGCCCGCUCGCCUUCUGCCUGGCGAUGGCAGGGUGCGUGCUGCUGGGGGGAGGGGGCGCCUCGGCGCGCCUCGACGUCAUGUACGGACUGGUGGUGGCGGGCUGCUGUGGCGUGUACGCGCUGCUGAGACUCAUGGGGCGUGCCCCGCCGCCCGUCGCGGCCGUGGUGUCCGCGCUGGGCUACUGCCUGCCUCCGCUGGUGGCGCUGUGCGGCCUGGGCACGCUGGUGCCCCUGCGCGGGCCCGUGGGCGUGCUGCUGGCCCCGCUCGCCGUGGCCUGGAGCAGCUGGGGCGCGGCGCGCCAGCUGGCGACCAUCGCCGGCGAGCCCGCGCAGACCGCGCUGUUCGCCUACCCGUGCGCCAUUCUCUACGCCGUGUUGCUGCUCGUCGCCGUGUUCUAGUCCUUCACCUAUGGCUUUGUAUGUACACAUCGUGUGUUAGUGUCCAUCAGAACAGUUACUCUCGUGCAGGAAACAGCUAAGAUGAUGGCAAGAAUAAUGUAUUCUCGAACCGAGCUGCUUUGACUAUGUCUUUAAAUAAAAUAAAAAAAUAAUAAUAAUUUUUUUUCCUAGGGAUUUCAAAUACAACAGUUCUGUAACUUAGUUUACACGGAACCAAAAUAAUAACCUUUCCUUCUCCAUAGACAAUUUAAAUACUACUUAUUUUUUAUAUUGUUUUACUAAGUGCAUCAUUGUGAAGCUUACCGUGUGUGGGUGGUUUGUUCAACCGUAACAGAGGCUUGACACAAGUUGGCAAAUAAUAAGAAAUAAUGACUUUAUUGUACGUCAGUGAUAUCAAUGUGUGUAUUUAUAUCAAGUUAAUAUUAUAAUAAAAUUAUAACUACAA
Messenger RNA from Bacillus rossius redtenbacheri, 1266 nucleotides. Its product is annotated as protein YIPF5-like. Bases 258 to 821 code for a protein of 187 amino acids. The transcript is spliced from 2 exons. Gene Ontology annotation, cellular component: trans-Golgi network. The record is from RefSeq and is a predicted model, not a curated record. Gene Ontology annotation, biological process: endoplasmic reticulum to Golgi vesicle-mediated transport; vesicle fusion with Golgi apparatus. NCBI's taxonomy places the organism in Eukaryota, Metazoa, Arthropoda, Insecta, Phasmatodea, Bacillidae.